AUGAAGAGUUCGUAUUUACGGAGCCUCGCUCUCCUAGCCGGCGUGACCAAUGCCUUGGAAUCCCAACAACCCCUGGGAGAGCAACCAACAACCAAGCUCGACCAGAUAAUAACCUCCUCGCCACUCCUCUCAUUCCACAGAGACAUCGUACAAAUCCCAUCUAUCAGCGGAAACGAAAAAGCCGUCGGAGAAUUCAUCAUCAACUUCCUAACCGCACACAACCUAACAGUCGAAAAACAAAUCGUCACUCCCGGAACCGAAACAGAAAAUGAAAGAUUCAAUAUCUACGCCUACGUGGGGGGCAACCGCUUGCCAGAUGUCCUAUUGACCAGCCACAUCGACACAGUCCCCCCAUUCAUCGAGUACUCUCUUCACGCGCCUGCGUCAGCCUUUACGCGAGAGGACCUCACCAUCGCCGGACGCGGCACGGUAGACGCAAAAGCAAGCGUGGCAUCAAUAGUGUUUGCAGCACUAGAAACGCUCCAAGAAAAUCGCACUGCAUCGCUCGGGCUCUUAUUCGAUGUCGGCGAAGAGAAGUCCGGCGUAGGAAUGAAACAUUUCUCGGAUUCAGAGCUUAAUCCCGAUCCAGCAACCUAUCGGGCGAUCAUCUUCGGAGAGCCGACGGAGUUGAGCCUCGUUGCUGGACAUAAGGGGACUCUUGGCUUUAAGAUUGUGUCUAGAGGCAAGGCUGCGCACUCUGGGUAUCCUGAGCUGGGCAAGAGUGCUAUUUCGGCGAUUUUGCCUGUGCUGCAGUAUCUUGACGGUUUGCAAGAUCUGGAACCUGACGAGGGCGGGCUUCUUCGGAGUGAGAUGUUUAAUCGUUCGACGUUGAAUAUUGGUGUCGUUAGUGGCGGGCAGGCGGCGAAUGUGGUUCCGGCGUAUGCUGAGGCGGCCGUUUCUGUUCGGCUUGCGGCUGGGACGCCGGAUGAUACUCGGGAGAUUAUUCAGAGAGCUGUGGAUUCGGUAAGUGGAGGCGAUGGUGGUGUUGUUGUUGACUUUGGAGAUAGGGCGGUGGGUGCACCGCCUCAGUAUCUUGAUGCUGACGUUGAUGGGUUUGAUGUUAUUACUGUGAACUAUGGGACUGAUGUUCCGUCUUUGAAGAUUCAUAAUGGGGCUACCAAGGUGAAGAGGUAUUUGUAUGGACCUGGAACUAUUCAUGUUGCUCAUGGGGAUGAUGAGGCUAUUACUGUCCGUGAGCUGGAACAAGCUGUGCAGGGGUAUAAACGACUGAUUUCUGCGGCUUUGUAG
Molecule: messenger RNA, 1248 nt
Organism: Penicillium odoratum
Lineage: Eukaryota; Fungi; Ascomycota; Eurotiomycetes; Eurotiales; Aspergillaceae
Product: M20 family metallopeptidase
Exons: 1
Coding region: 1-1248 (415 amino acids)
Molecular function (GO): hydrolase activity
Source: RefSeq, a predicted model, not a curated record